Silurus meridionalis is the source of this 2823-nucleotide messenger RNA. RefSeq lists its product as uncharacterized. The coding region runs from base 37 to 714 and encodes 225 amino acids. Gene Ontology annotation, cellular component: membrane. The transcript is spliced from 5 exons. Gene Ontology annotation, molecular function: signaling receptor activity. Lineage: Eukaryota; Metazoa; Chordata; Actinopteri; Siluriformes; Siluridae. Gene Ontology annotation, biological process: adaptive immune response. The record is from RefSeq and is a predicted model, not a curated record.
GUCCUCAAGAGACAGAGAGUCUUUACCACAGAAAAUAUGAAGCAUCUUCCAUCAUACACACUUCUCCUGCUCAGUGUACUGUACAACUUAUGUUCAGGCUCUGAUUGCCGAAGUAAAAACCUGUUUGUACGUAUUGGAGAAAAUGCCACCAUCAAGUGCAGAUCAAAUGCAGAUCAGGACGGAGUUUACUUAUACUUACAGAAAAAAGAGACGAACACGGUAACAGUGCUGUACUAUUUCAAAGAUGGAACCCUGACGCUUGAGGAUCCCUUCAAGGGCCGAGUGGAAACAAACAAGCUUUUUGGAGAUUUCUCAGUGUUCCUCAGUAACGUGCGCGCGACGGACCAAGGAGUUUACUGGUGCAAAUUUAACAAAUUUGAUGUGAACAGCGACAGUGAAAAGACGAGUCUGUUCAUUCAGCCACAAACUGAAGAGAUUCGUGUAACCGGAAAUAUUCCUGUAACCGAAAAUAUUCCUGUAAACGAAGAGAGAUGUUUGUUUACUGUCUCCUGGGGUGUGAUUUUUGGACAGUCGGUACUCAUCUUAAUCCUGGUGGUUUUUUUGGUGAAGUUGUGGCAUGAUCGUGGAAAUUACACUCCAAAGCAGCAGCCCUCUAACGGGGUGUAUGAGGUCAUGCAUGGCCACACCAAAAAGGCACUUCAAAACCCGGCGUACGAGUCCAGUCAGAGACGCACACGUCCUGAUUUAAUCUGAGUUUUGUGAUCCAAAUCCACAACAUCACGCCAACAUCAUGCCAACAUCACGCCAACAUCACGCCAUCACACCGGGCUUUCGUAUUUGCAUGCAGGAGAGGUUGAGGGUAAUUACACUGUAAUUUAAGUCUUUCACAGCAGUUUAUCUACAUAUUUGAUUUAAAUGAUCAGUUCCGGAUGGUUCGGUUGGGUUUCCCAUUUCACUCUUUAUAAUGUAUACAUGAAUACAUACAGUGUUGUGAAAAGGUUUUAGGCACGUGUGAAGAAAUGCUGUAAAGUUAGAAUGCUUCAGAAAAAUAAAAGUAUAUUUUUAUUUAUAUAGAUUGAAGUUUGGUUUUCAGGUCUUAUACUUGCACAAAGUCAGGGAUUUUGUAGGAUCAGAAGCAGGUGUGUGAUCAACCAUUUUCACCAAGCAUGUGCUUUAAAAUCAUCAAUUUUAUCUGUAAUUAAAAACCCAGUCAUAAAGUGAAACAGAAACAGCUUUGUAGGAGCGUCAAUCUCUGGUACUAAGGUGAGAUUGUGGAAGACAGUUUCAUCUCACACGUCCUUCACCAUGGCAAGACUGAGCACAGCAACAAGACAAACAGAAGUUCUACUGCAUCAAGAUGAACUCUUUCAAAUAUUUUGAAGAACAAAGAAACGGGAGAUGUUAAGCAAUGUGCAUGCUGUGAUCAACCAAGGAAACUUGAAGUAGUACAUACUCUUUAUUCCCUUCAACAUCAGAAGAUUUUCAGCAUUGCCAUUAACAAAGAACUGAAGAAAACCAGUGGGGCUCUGGACUGAUGAGUCAAAAUAUUUCAGAACGAUUUGCUUUUACAGGUGCAGGAUGUUUCUGUAAUGUUGGAGAGCACCACAAUAAUGAGUGUCUGCAGGCAACAGUGAAGCAUGGUGGAGGUUUCCUGAAUGUUUGGAUAGGGAAAUGUGGCCAGGAUUAAUGAUGUCUUCAAUGCUGAGAAAUCCAUGCAGAUAAUUGUCCAUCAUGCAGUACCAUCAGGAAGGCGUCUGAUUGGCCCUGAAUUUAUCUGCAGCAGGACGGUGACCCCAAACAAGAACAAGGAGUCCUGGAAGUAAUGGUUUGUCUCCCACAGAGUCCUGAUCUCAGCAUCAUCGAGUGUGUUUAGGAUUACAUCAAGAGACAGAAGAAUGUGAAGAGCCUAGUUUAUUUAAUAUUGAUUUAAUUUAGAUUUAUCUUUUGUUUAUUUACUUUUCAUUUUGUUAAUUGACAUUUUUAAAACAUUUAAUAAAACAUUUUUUUGAAAGCAUUCUUACUUUUAAAAAUCAAAAGUCGCGUUUUUCAAAUCUGCAUAAGAUUUUCAGUACUGUACCAAAGAGCAAUUUACAAAUCGGCCAUUUCUCAACUUAUCUGAAGUACAUGUUGAUGUUCUGGUCUCAUAUUCACAUUUACGCAGUCUUUAAAAUAUGUUUUUUAUCCAUUAUUUUGUCCUUACUGUUUUCCUCUAGACACAUCUGAGGUAUAUGUUUAGAUGUUCAUUGUGUUGUUAAAAUUGCUAAUUGCUAAAAGCAAACUUGUGUUUGUUGAAGCUGUUUGCUAGCUCGAUACGUUGAUGUUUUUUUUCAAUAUGGAAAACUUUCUUGGUGUAAAUUUACAGCUGGAUUAUCAGCCACCUGCUUAAUAUUUACACAGAAAUACUACUGUAAUUAAUAAUGCAGUGAUAUUAACUAAUAAAUACUAUAAUAUCACAUCAUAUUCCAGUAAUGUCUGCAGCAAUACACUGUAUAUUACAGGGUAACUCUGUUAUUACUGAUUUUUACAUCUGACUGAAUUACUUAUAUUUAUCACAUGUACAAUGUCUUAUACACUGAGCUACAACCUUUUAAUUUGUGGUUAAGUAAAAGAAAAUAUGAAUUCUUUGCAUUUAAAAUAGAAAUCGAUUUUUUUUUAUAUUCAUAAAAUGUUUUUAUUAAUUUUUAUAAAUGAUUAAUUCUGGCACCAAUGUCACCUUCUAGAAGUUUCUAUGUCAGCUCGCUUAUCUGCUUUAAUAAAGGGAACAGAGGGUUUUUGUGUCUGUAACAUACUUUUUCAUAAUGAACUGAUAUUUUGCAUUAAAUUGUUACAGUGAAUGAAAUCAAUAAACAUAUUUGAGGUAAA